AUGGCGGAGCGAUCCUACGCAGCAGGCACCUGGGGCCGCCUGGUGGUUCCGCUCGUGCUUGAUAUGGGGGCUUGCAUCGUGAGCGGCCUUUGGUUCCACUACAUGCGCGAUGCCCUGAGCCAGACCGUCCGCGCCGCAGACCUCCUGGCGCUUCCAACGCCGCCCGUCCUGCUCUUGGUCCCGGCGAUCCUUGUGGCCACCCUCGUCGCGACUGUCAUCUUCUCCACCGCUCCCCUCGCCACCUCGGCACUGCACUCGUUCCGCCGCUCCCCCGCGCCGCCGCCGGGCGCGCCGCGGCUGUCCGCGGCGGCGGCGGCCAACGCGCUGCUGUUCCUGCUGGCCGUGUGGCUGGCCGUUGUCGUGGCGAUCACGGUCCUUUGGACUGGCGUGGCCAUGGUGACCGUCAAGUCGACGGCCGACGCGGCCGUCACUCUCAAAACCGUCGACCCCGCCAUCAAGACGCUGAUCUUCCAGUCCACCAACGGCGCCGUCGACGCGACGAAGGACGGAUUCAUCAUCCCCAUAAGACUCGGCGCCGCGUUCUCCGCGCGGCGCCACAGCCGCGCCGCGGCUGCCGCGGCCGCGGCUGGCGCUGUCGGCGGCGGGUCGCCGUGGCCGUCAGAGUUUGACGAGGGGGCCGUUGUGGAGGUGGAGUCGCGGGCGGGCAACGGAUUCAAGGCGCCGCGCGGGGACGUGCAGCGCCGCGACACCUUUGGGGAGUCCGACGUAUGA
Messenger RNA from Monoraphidium neglectum, 732 nucleotides. RefSeq lists its product as hypothetical. The record is from RefSeq and is a predicted model, not a curated record. Lineage: Eukaryota; Viridiplantae; Chlorophyta; Chlorophyceae; Sphaeropleales; Selenastraceae. Bases 1 to 732 code for a protein of 243 amino acids. The transcript is spliced from 3 exons.